Messenger RNA from Chelonus insularis, 4088 nucleotides. It is a transcript of the gene pnut, whose product is annotated as septin 7-like protein pnut. The transcript has 11 exons. Lineage: Eukaryota; Metazoa; Arthropoda; Insecta; Hymenoptera; Braconidae. Gene Ontology annotation, cellular component: septin ring; septin complex; microtubule cytoskeleton. The record is from RefSeq and is a predicted model, not a curated record. Gene Ontology annotation, molecular function: GTP binding; GTPase activity; molecular adaptor activity. Bases 679 to 2724 code for a protein of 681 amino acids. Gene Ontology annotation, biological process: intracellular protein localization; cilium assembly; cytoskeleton-dependent cytokinesis.
UUGAAACCCUCAUGAGCUUAUGAGCCUCAUGAGUAAGACUGUCCGCCAUUUUCUAUCAGAGGAUUAGAAAAAUAAACUUAUUUCUCCUCUUUUUACUUAACUACGUUUUAAAGCGAUUUAGAUAAAAAAUGACUCAACUAAUCAGAUGGAAUUGUCUCGGGGCCAGUUUCUCAUUUGUGGGUCUCUAGCAAAAAUAUAACUCAAAGUGUACUUUGUAUAUAUAGUGUUUUGUAAAAGCUGUGUGUGUUUAAGCGUACAUUCUUAGUGUGUGCUGACGAGUUUCUCCCCCACUUUAGAGUACAUCUGCGGCAGGCGUGGUCAUUUAUUCAUGAUUCUUACAACUGCUUACGGCUUUGAAACACGCUGUAAACUUAGAGCGUCUUCUAAUCGGUGAGGACAGUGAAUGUGUGAUGCAAAACGUAGACUGUAUUGUAAAUUAAUUGUCAUACAAGUGAACCGAAAAUUUGGCGAGUUGACGUGUCGGCGUGAAUCAUCGGCAAGUACAACAUAAUCAGUGUUUCGAGUUUGGACAUCAAUCUACAUCUACUUUAAAUGAGACAAUUUCUAAUAUGUAUAUGAAUGACUUUCUUGGAACUCUAAACAAACUAAACAAUAUAAUUGUGUACGUCUGAAGAAACAGAAGAAUAUAGCAACAUUUAUCAAACAAAUAAGGAUAUAAUGUCUACGGAAAAUCAUAACGGCAGUACACCCCACGCAAAUGGAAGUAUAAAGUCUGCCAUCGGUGGCAGCUUGACUUCUAGCGUUCCUAUCACAGCGUCCAUCACCACUGCAAGAACAACGUCAAAUAAUACAUCCUUCCUCUACAGCAGCAAUUCCACAUUAAAUCGAGAAAAAUCAAGACAAGCACCACCACCGACUUUGCCAAAGUACACAUCUAGUUUCAAUGCUGGGACAAACGGCAACACUGACAGACUUGUUAGGGAUCGAGAAACUGGAAGCAGUUAUAGACUUGCAAGCUUAGAUAGACUUGCAUUGAGACAAAGGAUACUUGACAGUGAAAAAGCCAACGGUGAAAUAGCUAACUCGAUGCAAACAAAGCGUGAGUUAUUCUUUAAAGGGGAUAGUGGAUUAACAACAUCACCUUCAGUACCGUCUGUACCACCUCCACAACCACCAGCAAAUGUUAUGUCUACGACAGGAGCCUCUAUAACAACAUCAACUACUACUACAUCUGCAAUAACAACAACAACAAUGACGACGGCGAUUACGACUUCAGUAUCUUCGUCAGUAGUGCCUCCGAUAGCAUCUGUAAAACCCCGUUUACCCCAAAACAGCGUUAAUUCUAAUCAAAGUGAUCAUUUAGAAGACAGUAAUAAAAGAGAGUCCAUCCGUAAUGACAGUAAUAAAGAAUCUGCCUUGCAAAUUCAUUUACGUCCGGCUGUUCAACCAACUAAGCCUAAGGAGCUUGAUGGAUAUGUAGGAUUUGCUAAUUUACCAAAUCAAGUUUAUAGGAAAGCUGUUAAAAAAGGGUUUGAAUUCACUUUAAUGGUUGUUGGUGAAUCGGGCUUGGGGAAAUCAACAUUAAUAAAUUCCAUGUUCCUUGCUGAUAUUUAUAGCGCAGAAUAUCCAGGACCUAGUCUUCGAGUAAAAAAAACUGUUGCUGUGGAAACGAGUAAGGUACUUUUAAAAGAGAAUGGAGUGAAUUUAACCCUUACUGUCGUUGAUACACCAGGUUUUGGAGAUGCUGUUGAUAAUAGUAAUUGUUGGGUUCCAGUCAUUGAGUUUAUAGAAUCCAAGUAUGAGGAAUUUUUAAAUGCUGAGUCUCGCAUAGUCAGAAAACAAAUACCAGAUAGCAGAGUACACUGUUGUCUUUAUUUUAUUUCACCGUCGGGUCAUGGGCUGAAACCACUGGACGUUGAAUUUAUGCAACGUCUUCAUGACAAAGUUAAUAUUAUUCCUAUCAUAGCGAAAGCUGACACUAUGACGCCAGAAGAAUGCACACACUUCAAGAAACAGGUGUUAAAUGAAAUAGCACAACAUAAGAUAAAAAUUUACGAGUUUCCUGAACUCGAAGAAGAAGAGGAAAACAAACUGCACAAAAUUUUAAGAGAUAGAGUACCAUUUGCCGUUGUUGGUGCAAAUACUGUUAUUGAACAUGACGGCAAAAAAAUACGUGGUAGAAAGUAUCCAUGGGGAGUUGCUGAAGUGGAAAACUUGGAGCACUGUGACUUCAUCGCAUUGCGAAAUAUGGUGAUAAGAACGCAUUUACAGGACCUCAAAGACGUAACAAAUAAUGUUCAUUAUGAAAAUUUCCGAUGUCGUACGUUAGCUGGACUUGGUGUUGAUGGAAAACCUACAAGAGUUACAAAUAAUUUGUGCCCUCCCGGAGUGAUGAACAGUUUCAUGACAGUGUGGAAUCCAUUGGCACAAUUGGAAGAAGAAAAACGAGAGCAUGAUACGAAAAUGAAAAAAAUGGAAAUGGAAAUGGAACAAGUAUUUGAAAUGAAAGUCCGUGAAAAGAAACAAAAAUUGAAAGAUUCUGAAACGGAUUUGCAAAGAAGACAUGAACAAAUGCGACGUUCUCUAGAGCAACAGCUGCGUGAAGUAGAGGAAAAAAGACGAGCUUUCGAAGCAGAUAAACAAGCAUGGGAGCAGCAAACUGGUCAAAGUAUUGAAGAAUUACGUAGACGUAGUUUGGACGCUAAUUCAAAAGAGACUAUUGAUGGCAAGGACAAAAAAAGCAAGAAAAAAGGACUCUUCUAAAUGCACUUAUGUUUUUAUCGUAUCAACCAAAAAUAAUACUUACAAGAUAAAUAUAAAAGAGAAAAUAACGAAUACUGAUAACUUUCGCUUACAAAAUAUUAUAGCCAUAAUUGACUCGAGUCAAAAAUCGGUCUCAUCAUAGUUAUACAGACUCUGUCGUGCACAGUUUAAUUACUAUUUUAUGUAAAAAAUAAUUUGAUAAGAUUGGGGAAUUUUAUACAUAAUAAUUAAUGAAUUAUAAUUAGAUGAUUAAAGAUAAAUAGAUAUUAGAAAAAAUUCAUGAUAAAAACUCGGAAACUUUUCUACAGGCUUUUGACUGAUUUCUUUUAACAUUCUCAUGCGCUGACGAGAAUAAUAUUCAGUAAAUUUAUAUUUGCAACUGUUACUUAAAUAGUAGCAUUAAUUAUAUAAUAAAUAUAUAUAUAUUAUAUAUAAAUGUAUAAAUAUAUAGUCAUUUAUAAAACUUAGGACUUUACUGUAAUAUGUUUGCAGAAAUUAUCAAUUGUUUUGCAUUUCUUUUUUUAUAUUUAUAUUUUUUGCACAAUGAUCUAAAAUAAUGAAAUGAGUGUUUGUAAGUAAAAUCUAAAAAAUGAAGAAUUAUCUCUUCGAAUAAAAAAAACGCCAGUUAAAUAUGCAUCAAUUCAGCCAACGAUAUAAAUAAAUUAGAUAAAUAUUUAAAUUAGGUCGUGAAGUGAAGAAAAUUGUCAAUAUAUAUAUAUAUAUAUAUAAAUACAUAUAUAAUUGAUUAGAUGUAUCUUUGUUCAGUGAAUCAAUUAUUAUUAUUAUAUCUUAUUUACUUUUUUUUCAAUUAUCGUAAUUAACUUUUUUGAAUUACGUAUGAAGGCCAUUAAAAAAACGUCUAGUAUUUAUUUAGUAACGAUAGUAUUCUAUUAGUUCCUUAAAUAUGCUACUAAUUUGAAAAUAAUUUUGUAAAACACGUUCGCAAGUAAAUUAUUAUGUUAAAUAAUCAUGUGCUGUUAAUUCAGAUAUGAUACAAUUAAUUUAAACAAAAUACUGCCAUAAUAGCAAUGUUAUUUGCUUAAAAAUGAAACGAACUUUAUUGUGUAUUCGAUUUAUUGAUUAUAUUAAUACGUAAUCAUAACAAUAAAAUUUAUUCUUAAUGAAAAUAAAACGUGCCAAACGAUGUAACAUAUUAUUUAAAAACAUUGAACACUGAUCAUAAUUGUCUAUUUUUUACUUAAUUUUUAUUCUCAAUAAUAUAUAAGUCAAUUUUCGUGCCAAUAGAACAUUGUUGUGUUGGAUGAUCGAUUACGGAUGAAUAUUUCGCAAGAUAAAGAGCAGAAAUAAAAAGAAAAUAGUUCAACUUUCACUUGUGAAUAAAAUAUGUAGCUUUUUUUCUCUAA